This is a messenger RNA of Telopea speciosissima, 4077 nucleotides long. Its product is annotated as coatomer subunit alpha-1-like. Gene Ontology annotation, molecular function: protein binding; structural molecule activity. The transcript has 3 exons. The record is from RefSeq and is a predicted model, not a curated record. Bases 174 to 3827 code for a protein of 1217 amino acids. Lineage: Eukaryota; Viridiplantae; Streptophyta; Magnoliopsida; Proteales; Proteaceae. Gene Ontology annotation, biological process: intra-Golgi vesicle-mediated transport; intracellular protein transport; endoplasmic reticulum to Golgi vesicle-mediated transport. Gene Ontology annotation, cellular component: COPI vesicle coat.
UUCUCUCCCAUUUCUUCUCCGAAAUUUAAUAUAAACUCUACGUUUGUUCGCUCCGUUCAGAUCUGCGACCAACUCGUCGCAUUAGUUUUGGAUCCAAAUCCUUGCUUAUUCUUAUUCUUCUUCUUCUUCUUUUUCUUCUUCAGUGAUUUGGGAUUUGAGAUUGGCUGAAGACGAUGUUGACGAAGUUCGAGACGAAGAGUAAUAGGGUAAAGGGCUUGAGCUUCCACAGUAAGAGGCCAUGGAUCUUGGUCAGCCUCCAUGGCGGAGUGAUCCAGCUCUGGGAUUACAGAAUGGGAACUCUCAUUGAUCGAUUCGAUGAGCACGAUGGUCCAGUUCGUGGUGUUCAUUUCCAUCACACUCAGCCGCUCUUCGUGUCUGGGGGAGAUGAUUACACAAUUAAGGUCUGGAAUUAUAAGACGCGUCGCUGUUUAUUUACCCUUUUUGGACACCUUGAUUACAUCCGUACUGUUCAAUUCCACAAUGAGUACCCCUGGAUUGUUAGUGCCAGCGAUGAUCAAACAGUUAGAAUAUGGAAUUGGCAAUCGCGCACUUGUGUUUCAGUUUUAACUGGACAUAAUCAUUAUGUUAUGUGCGCCUCUUUCCAUCCAAAAGAGGAUUUGGUUGUAUCAGCAUCCUUGGAUCAAACAAUUCGUGUUUGGGAUAUAGGGGGCCUGAGAAAGAAGACUGUGUCUCCAACAGAUGACAUUCUUCGUCUUAGUGAAAUGAACACAGAUUUAUUUGGGGGAGUAGAUGCUGUUGUUAAAUAUGUCUUAGAAGGUCAUGAUCGUGGAGUUAACUGGGCUUCGUUCCACCCGAGUCUGCCACUGAUCGUAUCUGGAGGAGACGAUCGUCAAAUAAAAUUGUGGCGAAUGAAUGAUACCAAGGCUUGGGAAGUGGACACAUUGCGAGGGCAUACAAACAAUGUGUCCAGUGUAAUGUUCCUUGCAAAGCAGGACAUUAUUGUCUCAAACUCUGAGGAUAAAAGUAUUCGUGUCUGGGACGUUACUAAACGAACUGGUAUCCAGACAUUCCGCCGAGAACAUGAUCGGUUUUGGGUUCUUGCUUCUCAUCCCGAAAUGAACCUUUUAGCAGCUGGUCAUGAUAGUGGUAUGAUUGUCUUUAAGUUGGAGAGAGAACGACCUGCUUUUUCCAUAAGUGGUGAUACAUUAUACUAUGUCAAAGAUCGUUUCUUGCGUCUAUACGAGUACUCAAGUCAAAAGGAUGUCCAAGUAAUUCCCAUACGGCGACCUGGUUCAAUCAGCUUGAAUCAGGUUCCAAGAACACUCUCUCAUAGCCCUACGGAAAAUGCUGUUUUGAUCUGUUCAGAUGUGGAUGGUGGAUCUUAUGAACUUUAUAUCAUACCAAAGGACGGCAUUGGUAGAAUUGAUCCUGUACAAGACUCAAUGAGAGGCAUUGGAACUUCAGCUGUAUUUGUGGCUCGUAAUCGGUUUGCAGUGCUUGACAAGAGUAACAAUCAGGCAUUAAUCAAGAACCUGAAAAAUGAAAUUGUGAAGAAGAGCAGCCUUCCUGUUGUUGCUGAUUCAAUUUUUUAUGCUGGGACAGGCAAUCUACUAUGCCGGGCUGAAGAUAGGGUGGCCAUCUUUGAUCUUCAGCAGAGAAUUGUGAUUGGAGAACUUCAUACCCCCUUUAUUAGAUAUAUUGCUUGGUCAAAUGACAUGGAGUCUGUUGCUUUGCUCAGCAAACAUGCUAUAGUAAUUGCUACCAAGAAGCUCAUGCAUCAAUGUACUGUUCAUGAGACAAUCCGCAUAAAGAGUGGUGCCUGGGAUGAUAAUGGUGUUUUCAUAUAUACAACCUUGAACCACAUGAAAUAUUGCCUUCCCAAUGGAGACGGUGGAAUUAUCAAAACCCUUGAUGUUCCUUUAUACAUCACAAAGGUUUCUCAGAACAUUGUUUAUUGUCUGGACAGGGAUGGAAAGAACCGUUCCCUAGCUAUUGAUGCAACUGAGUAUGUUUUCAAACUUGCACUCAUAAAGAAACGGUUCGAUCAUGUUAUGAGUAUGAUCAGGAGUUCAAAGCUCUGUGGACAAGCCAUGGUUGCUUAUCUGCAACAAAAGGGGUUCCCAGGAGUCGCCCUUCAUUUAGUCAAAGAUGAAAGAACUCGAUUUAACUUAGCACUAGAAAGUGGUAACAUUCAAAUAGCCGUUGCAUCAGCAAAAGAGAUAGAUGAGAAAGAGCACUGGUAUAGGUUAGGUGUGGAAGCCCUCCGACAAGGUAAUGCCAGCAUUGUGGAAUAUGCAUACCAAAGGACAAAGAAUUUUGAGAGGCUGUCCUUUCUAUAUCUUGUGACUGGGAAUCUGGACAAGUUGUCCAAAAUGCUGAGAAUAGCUGAGAUGAAGAAUGAUGUAAUGGGGCAGUUUCACAAUGCCUUGUAUUUGGGUGAUAUUCGUGAACGUGUAAAAAUUCUAGAGAAUGCUGGACACUUACCUCUUGCAUAUGUCACAGCUAAAGUUCAUGGGCUCAAGGAAGUUGCUGAUAGGCUCGCUAGUGAGCUGGGUGAUACUAAUCCAUCUGUGCCUGAUGGAAAAGUGCCUUCUCUUCUGAUUCCUCCAACACCUGUUUUAUGUGGUGGAGAUUGGCCGCUUUUGAGGGUCAUGAAAGGCAUGUUUGAUGGUGAGCUGGAUAAUAUGGGCGUUGCAGCACAAGAGGAAGAGGAUGAGGCUGUCGAUGCUGAUUGGGUUGAGGACCUGGACAUUGAUGUGGAUGGCAUGCUGAAUGGCGAUGUUGGGGUUGUAAUUGACAAUGAUGAAGUCAAUGAAGGGAAUGAUGAGGAGGGAGGAUGGGAUCUCGAGGACCUAGAUCUACCUACUGAAGUUGGUUCACCAAGCACAGCCAUUAGUGGGCGGGCAACAGCAUUUAUAGGCCCAACACCAGGCACACCUGUUUCCGAAAUCUGGAUUCAAAGAUCUUCUCUAGCUGGUGAGCAUGCAGCAGCGGGUAAUUUUGACACUGCAAUGCGCCUACUGAACAGACAACUGGGCUUGAAGAACUUUGCUCCCAUGAAACCAAUGUUUAUUGAUUUAUACAUGGGCAGUCAUUCAUAUAUACAAGGACUAGAUUCUGUUCCAGAGAUUACCAGGGCAAUUGAGAGGGGAUGGAGUGAAUCUGUGAGCCCCAACGUGAGGUACCCACCAGCCCUUGUGUUUGGGCUUUCUCAGUUGGAUGAUAAACUUAGAACAGCUUAUAAGGCCACCACAGAAGGUAAGUUUGUUGAGGCUUUACGACUUUUCCUUAACAUCUUGCACACAAUUCCUCUAAUUGUGGUUGAAUCAAGGAAAGAAGUUGAUGAAGUUAAGGGGUUGAUUCAUAUAGCAAAAGAAUAUGUCCUGGGCUUGAAGAUGGAAAUCAAAAGAAAGGAAAAUACAGAUGAUGUGGUACGUCAGCAGGAAUUGGCAGCCUACUUUACUCACUGCAAUCUUCAGACAAUCCAUUUGAGGCUUGCUCUAAAUAGUGCUAUGGGUAUUUGCUACAAGGGUAAGAACUUUAUUACAGCAGGCAAUUUUGCAAGGCGGUAUUUAGAAACUAACCCUUCAAAUGAAAAUCUUGCGAGGAAGGCCAGACAAGUUCUACAGGCCUGUGACAGAAAUAUGAAAGAUGCAAAUGAUUUGAACUACGACUUCAGGAAUCCUUUUGUGGUUUGCGGGGCAACAUUCAUUCCAAUAUAUCGUGGACAGAAAUAUGUAUUUUGUCCAUAUUGUGGUUCACAUUUUGUACCUACACUUGAGGGGCAGCUCUGCACUGUUUGUGACCUUUCUAUAGUUGGGUCAGAUGCAUCUGGUCUGCUUUGUUCCCCUUCCCAGGUUAGAUGAUUCAAAGGAUUCCUUGAUUUGCCGCAUAGAUUUAAAGGAACAGGUGGGAAGUCACAAUGCUAAUUUACCAGUACUGGCAUUUGAUUUAAGCCAAAUCAGCAAACGUAAAUAUUUUCAAUUUUUUUCCCUUGAAAAUGAUCUGAGAGCUUGUGCUGUUGUUUAAUUCCCCUUUUUUCGGAGGGUGGCUGUUAGUAAUAGUCAUUAUAUUUGUCUCUUUCAACUACUUAGGAAAUUUUCCCUUUUCAGUUUA